Molecule: messenger RNA, 1101 nt
Organism: Suricata suricatta (meerkat)
Lineage: Eukaryota; Metazoa; Chordata; Mammalia; Carnivora; Herpestidae
Gene: ATP6V1E2
Product: ATPase H+ transporting V1 subunit E2
Exons: 2
Coding region: 152-832 (226 amino acids)
Biological process (GO): proton transmembrane transport
Cellular component (GO): proton-transporting two-sector ATPase complex, catalytic domain
Molecular function (GO): proton-transporting ATPase activity, rotational mechanism
Source: RefSeq, a predicted model, not a curated record
GCAGACUCCUGGCGCCAGAGCAGAGGCCGACCCUUGGCAGGAUGCUGCUAAGGAAGUGAAACUCUGAAGUUAUUCCUGAAUCUCAACCCUGAAUCAAAGGAACCAGAGGGCCUGCCAGUUCUUCCUCUACCUCCCUUUCCAUGAGCAAACCAUGGCUUUGAGUGAUGUUGAUGUGCAGAAGCAGAUUAAGCACAUGAUGGCUUUCAUUGAGCAGGAAGCCAACGAGAAGGCAGAAGAAAUAGAUGCCAAGUCUGAGGAAGAGUUCAACAUUGAGAAAGGACGUCUUGUGCAAACCCAACGACUGAAGAUUAUGGAGUAUUAUCAGAAAAAGGAGAAGCAGAUAGAGCAGCAGAAGAAGAUCCAGAUGUCCACCAUGAGGAAUCAGGCACGGCUGAAAGUCCUGAGAGCCCGAGAUGACCUCAUCUCAGAGCUGCUGAAUGAUGCAAGGCUGAGACUCAGAAGGAUUGUGGCAGACCCAGAAACCUACCAGCGGCUGCUGGAUAAACUAGUGCUUCAGGGACUGCUCCGACUGCUAGAGCCUGUGGUAAUUGUACGCUGCCGGCCACAGGACCUCCUCCUGGUGGAGGCUGCAGUCCAAAAAGCCAUCCCUGAAUACAUGAUGGUCUCCCAAAAAUGUGUGGAAGUCCAAGUGGAUCAAGAGGUGCACCUGGCUACCAAUGCAGCUGGAGGAGUGGAGAUCUACAGCGGCAAUCAGAGAAUAAAGGUUUCUAAUACCCUAGAAAGCCGACUGGAUCUCUUAGCUCAGCAAAAGAUGCCUGAAAUAAGAAAGGCUUUGUUUGGAGCCAAUGCCAACAGAAAGUUUUUUGUAUAAGCCUCGAGAAGGGAAGCUCAUGUAGAGUUGUCAAGCCGUAAAAGCCUAAGUUAUUAGGGCAAAGGAAACUAGUAAUGUUUCCUGCCUUUUGUUGCUUUGAUAGGAUUCUACCUACUUUCACAAAAUACCCUUUGAAUGGCUAACAGCAUUACAUUUUGGAAUAAAACCUGAAAGGGCUUGGAAAUCUACUUUUGGUUUAUCCACACAUACUACAUCUUCUGGUCAAUUCAGUGGUCAAGGUCAAAGGGAAUAAAGAUACUUGCUUUGUA